Molecule: messenger RNA, 1473 nt
Organism: Striga hermonthica
Lineage: Eukaryota; Viridiplantae; Streptophyta; Magnoliopsida; Lamiales; Orobanchaceae
Source: the annotation of a GenBank genome assembly
AUGGAAAUCCCAAGCACGAGCGCGAGCGCGAGCGCGAGCGCGAACGCAGGCGCACCCUCCACGGAGCCCAAAACUCCGGAGCUGAAGCUUAUCAGCUCCUAUCGCCGCCCCUCCGCCUCCCGCACAAUCUGCGGCGAUCGGUUCAUCCCCAGCCGCUCCUCCUCCAAUUUUGCCCUCUUCAACCUCCCUAAUUCCAGCUCGCAGACCUCCUCCAGUGAUUCACACUCCGCGUACACCAACCUCCUGAAGUCUGCCCUUUUCGGACCCGAAUGCGUCGCCGGGGUUAAUGGGCUUCAGCCGUUGACGCCGGAAAAAUCUUCUCCCGGCGGGAGAUUUGGCGGUAGGAGAAGUGAUGGUGGUUUUCCGCAGGUGAGUCCGAAUUGCAACAUAUUCAAGUACAAGACCGAGACGAGGAAAUCUAUGCCUUCUCUUUCACUGUUUGAGUUUGAUGAUAAGCUCCCUGGGGUGUCUCGCAGUCCUGUUAAGGCACCCAGAAAAGUUCCAAGGUCGCCGUAUAAGGUUUUGGAUGCGCCUGCUUUGCAAGAUGAUUUUUAUCUCAAUCUUGUAGACUGGUCACCACAUAAUGUGCUGGCUGUGGGGUUAAGCAACUGUGUCUAUCUAUGGCAUGCUUCUAGCAGCAAGGUAGUGAAGUUGUGUGAUCUGGGAGGUGAUGAUAGUGUUUGCUCAGUUGGCUGGGCACACCGUGGUACACAUCUUGCUGUUGGAACUAAUAAUGGCAAACUCCAGUUAUGGGAUGCCUCUCGUUGCAAGAGGAUCAGAACUAUGGAGGGACAUCGGCUGAGAGUCGGUGCCCUUGCCUGGAGUUCAUCCAUGUUAUCCUCAGGAAGCCGGGACAAAAGUAUUCUUCAUCGUGAUAUACGAGCUCAGGAUGAUUAUGUCAGCAAGUUAACUGGACACAAGUCAGAGGUUUGUGGAUUGAAGUGGUCUUAUGACAACCGAGAAUUAGCAUCUGGUGGAAAUGACAAUAGACUUUUCGUGUGGAACCAACAUUCGACUCAGCCUGUACUUAAGUACUGCGAACAUACUGCAGCUGUAAAGGCUAUUGCAUGGUCACCCCAUCUUCAUGGGCUCCUUGCUUCUGGAGGAGGCACUGCUGAUAGAUGCAUUCGUUUUUGGAAUACGACUACAAAUACGCAACUGAGCUGUAUGGAUACCGGAAGUCAGGUGUGCAAUCUUGUGUGGUCUAAGAAUGUCAAUGAACUAGUGAGCACACAUGGCUACUCCCAAAACCAAAUUAUUGUCUGGAAAUAUCCGACCAUGUCAAAGUUGGCAACUCUGACUGGCCAUACAUAUCGGGUGUUGUACCUUGCCAUAUCGCCCGAUGGACAGACAAUUGUAACAGGAGCAGGAGACGAAACGCUCAGGUUUUGGAAUGUCUUCCCAUCACCCAAGUCUCAGAACACUGGUAGCGAAAUUGGAGCCUCGUCGUUUGGAAGAACACAUAUUCGUUGA